GGUCUCGCAGGCCACAAUCUCUCUGAUAAGGUGUUCGGUGGCAUUAACCCCUGUCUGCGCGCAGAGAUAGGACCCGCGGAUUCCCCCGUUCGCCUGUCCAUCGCUCCAUUAGGACCACCCGGUGGCAGGUGGAUCUCAGAUACCCGCGUCAAACAGUGCAGUGUUUGCCGAGGGCAUUGAUUUGCGCACGGUACAUUCUGUUCAAUCAUUYUCGGACUGCGGGGCAGAGAAUACAGACACAAAUAGAAACUAAGUCGCGAACUUUUCCGUUUUGUGUAAACAGUGAGACCAAUGGCUUAGGUGCAACAGGGUCACAUGGUAAUGACACACCUGUCCAGGGCCUAUAGCGGCGCCAGGCGCACGAGCAGCACAGGUAGAGCAGAGCACAAGGUUCCACGCUGCGUAGGCUAUAGGGCGCAGGUACGUGUGCACACACACCCGUUGGAUAGCCCUGGCCCUCGACAGUCAUGAAUCGAGAAGAGCACUACUAUUCUCCCGCGCAGCUGUUCAAGGACUCCUGCGCCUACCAGAGACCACACCGCGAGGACUACAGCCACAGCCCUCCGCCCUGCCUCUACAUGGCCCGGCAGGCUCAGUCUGUCUACUCCUCGCCCUCCAUCGGAGGGCUAGACCAGGCAUGUCUCCCUGACAUUGCUCCGUACAGUAUUCCCAUGCGAGAGGACCCGGGUGUGCCGCAGCUCCACCACCCCCAGGCGCCCCAGCAGACUCUCCAGCCAGGGCCAGGGGGUUACGAAUACCCGGGGGGGUUGGCUCUGUGUGCCGAUAGGAACAAAUAUCACCUGCCUUUCCCCUGGAUGAAAACCACCAAGUCUCACGCGCACACCUGGAAGGGACAGUGGGCAGGCCCCUACAUGGUGGAGGCGGAGGAGAACAAGCGGACAAGGACGGCCUACACGCGAGCCCAGCUCCUGGAGCUGGAGAAGGAGUUCCUGUUCAACAAGUACAUCAGCAGGCCGCGGCGUGUCGAGCUGGCCCUCACCCUCAGCCUCACAGAGAGACACAUCAAGAUCUGGUUCCAGAACCGACGGAUGAAGUGGAAAAAGGAGGAGGACAAGAAGAGAGUGAGGGGGGUCGACCCCGAGCAGGACUCGUCCAUUACGUCAGGAGACUUGAACGAUGAGGCAGGGGUGGGAGUCGGGGGGGCAGGACAUCCCACCACCACGACACCCCCCUCACCCUUACACGCCCAUUCCAUGUCAGGUUCUAGAGACUCGGCCUAGCAGGGCUGAUAUGGAUGGAUGAAAACUGGACAGACACUCAGGAAAGGGGACACUCUGAGGCUGCGUUAAGACAGGCAGCCGAAUUCUGAUAUUUUUCCAGUAAUUGGUCUUUUGAUCAAUCAGCUCAGCUCUGAAAAAGACCUGACGUGAAAAGAUCUGAUGUGAUUGGUCAAAAGACCAAUUAGUGGAAAAAAUAUCAGAAUUCGGCUGCCUGUGUGAUCGCAGCCUCAUUCAAACAGACUCGGUUGGUAUUAUUCAUGUACAUUAUCGGCGGUGACAGAUUGAAGAUGACAGAUUGAAGAUGACAGAUUGAAGAUGACAGAUUGAAGAUGACAGAUUGAAGAGAGGUGAAAGGCGAGGACUGCAGGUUCAUUGUCUGCGAUAUCAUCAUUCUGCGACUGAACUCUAACCUCAUGUUGUCGUGCUGAGGACAUGCGGGUCAUGCACUGAUGAUGAUAGUUGGCAUUGGACAUACGUGUACAGACCCACUGCUCUGGUCCUCAGCCUGUCGUUGCGUUGCCAGAAGAGGGCAGCACCCACUGCCUGGAGAGACAGUUGUGAGACAGACCACACAACUCUGUUGAGAGCUACGUCGGCCAUCUAGCCUACUUUGAUUGCUUUACUCAAAUCAAUGCACUUCAGAUACUUUCUCUGAAAAUGUUGGCAGUGUACAACCAAGUUUAAUUUAUGAAUGUAAAUAUAUGCAGUCUAUGCACGGGACAUGAUUCUGUCAAUAUUGCCAAUACUGAUGCAUUUUCUGAUAAGUUGUUAUAUGACAAAAAUGAGUCAAUCACACCAAUUAUAUAGCCUAUUUAUGUACUUAAUGUUAUCACAUCAUUGAUGUCUUAAUGAUAGGCACUGUGAAUAAUGUACUGUAUUUGUAAUUCUUUAUUAAGCUAUAAAGUUCAAGUUUGAAAUCAGAAUAAAGUAAAAUGAAACAUC
Messenger RNA from Salvelinus sp. IW2-2015, 2183 nucleotides. Its product is annotated as pancreas/duodenum homeobox protein 1-like. Gene Ontology annotation, biological process: regulation of transcription by RNA polymerase II; type B pancreatic cell differentiation. Gene Ontology annotation, molecular function: RNA polymerase II cis-regulatory region sequence-specific DNA binding; DNA-binding transcription factor activity, RNA polymerase II-specific. The record is from RefSeq and is a predicted model, not a curated record. Lineage: Eukaryota; Metazoa; Chordata; Actinopteri; Salmoniformes; Salmonidae. Gene Ontology annotation, cellular component: nucleus.